Molecule: messenger RNA, 1281 nt
Organism: Aedes albopictus (Asian tiger mosquito)
Lineage: Eukaryota; Metazoa; Arthropoda; Insecta; Diptera; Culicidae
Exons: 1
Coding region: 1-1281 (426 amino acids)
Molecular function (GO): nucleic acid binding
Source: RefSeq, a predicted model, not a curated record
AUGUUGCAAACAGUCAAAUCUAAUCAUUCGCUGCCCAUCACACGACAAGUUUUGUGGAGCGACUCCCAGACGGUGCUGAGUUGGAUUCGGUCUGAUCAGCAUAAAUACAAGCAGUUUGUAGCUUUUCGGAUCGGAGAAAUCGUAGAGCUAACCACUGCCAGUGACUGGAGAUAUGUGCCCUCGGAUAAAAAUAUCGCAGACGUCGUGACAAAAUGGGGAUCCGGUCCACCUGUGACAUCAAAUAGUCCGUGGUUUAACGGACCUCUGUUCCUGUACGAGCCGGAAAGCAUGUGGCCUGCACAAAUGGGAGUGAUUGUUGACGUUCCGGACGAAAAGAAAGCCUGCGUGCUGUUUCACGAUGCGUCGUUUGCAAGCCCGUUGAUCAACGUACAAGUAACGUCGUGUUGGGGAAGACUAAUUCGGAUCGCCGCCAGCGUCAUUCGAUUCAUCGAAAACUGUCGCAGAAAAGUAAAAGGCCAGCCCAUUUUAGUGUUGCAAGCUCACCGUUCACUGGAAGGCCUAAUAAGGAGAGAUGUAGAACAAAUUCUUCAACCUAUGCGUCAAGAAGAACUUCAAUUUGGUGAAAAGGUUCUAUUGAAACAGGCGCAACGCGAAGGCUUCCUGGAAGAGAUUGAAGUAUUGGAAAACAAACGGGAUUCCAAUUCAACAGCGAACAUUAGGAAAUCAUGUUGUCUCUACCAAUUGCAUCCAAUUCUCGAUGCUGAUGGACUAAUCCGAAUGGAUGGCAGAUUAGCCUUGUCGGAGGCGAUUCCCUUCGACCAGAAGUUUCCAAUAAUAUUACCUAGGCGGCACACGGUCACAGCGCUGAUCAUACAGAGUUAUCACGAAAAGUUUGGUCACGGAAAUCGAGAAACCGUAUUCAACGAGCUACGUCAACGCUUCUACAUUCCGAAGCUGCGGUCGAUGAUCAAAUCAGUUACGAAAGACUGUAGUUGGUGCCGCGUAAACAGGUGUCAACCAAAGGUUCCGUUGAUGGCACCUCUUCCUGUCCAGCGUGUCACUCCACCAUUUCGGCCUUUCUGCUCGGUCGGAGUAGAUUAUCUUGGUCCUGUAGAGGUAUCCAUAGGUCGACGAAGGGAGAAAAGAUGGAUCGCUUUGUUCACUUGCCUGGCCGUGAGGGCAGUUCAUCUAGAAGUAGUGCAUAACUUGACUACAGAAGCAUGUCUGAUGGCGAUCAGACGGUUCAUCUGCAGGAGAGGCUCGCCAAACGAGUUCUUUUCAGAUAAUGGGACAAACUCAAGGGCGCCCACAACGAAAUGA